AUGGUGAUUUACGCUGGUAAGCUGGUUCUGGCACCUAUGGUGCGGGCAGGGGAAUUGCCCACUCGGUUGUUGGCUUUACAACAUGGGGCUGAUCUCGUAUGGUCGCCUGAAAUCAUCGAUAAGAAACUGAUUCAAUGUGAAAGACAGAUUAAUGAAACACUAAAAACUGUGGAUUUUGUGAUUCCUUCACCUGGCGGUAAUAAACCUCCAACUUUAGUGUUUAGAACGUAUCCUGCGGCGGAAAAGGGUAAAGUCAUCUUCCAGAUAGGUACGGCUACCCCAUCGCUAGCACUGGAAGCUGCUUUGAAAGUGAUUAAGGAUGUAGAUGGGAUAGAUGUGAACGCAGGGUGUCCAAAACAUUUCUCUGUGCACUCCGGGAUGGGCGCUGCGUUGUUACAGACUCCAGAGAAGCUAUGCUCUAUCCUGAAAGAGCUAGUGACGAAGGUGGGUGAACCAUACAAGAAACCUAUUAGUGUCAAGAUCAGACUUUUAGAAGAUGAAGAAAAGACUUUGAAGCUGGUUGAGAGGUUGUGCUCUACUGGCAUAUCCAACUUAACCGUCCAUUGUAGAACUACGCCGAUGAGGAAUCGUGAAGCUCCAAUAAGAGACUAUAUUCCAGGAAUUUACAGAAUUUGCCAAAGAAUGAAAGUCUCGCUCAUAAUGAAUGGUGCAGUACGAGAUAGAUCCCAUUUCAGAGGUCUGAGGGAGCAAUUGAUACUCCCUGAAGACAUUGGAGGUAUGAUGGCGGACUGCGCUGAAAAUAACCCAACAGUGUUUAGCGACUCGCCACUGCCUUGGUAUGAUACUUGUCGACAAUACAUCAAGAUAGCGAAUGACUUUGAUAAUCAUUUGGGGAAUACAAAGUACAUGCUUUCAAGGCUGGUACCGGGAAAAUCCAAAUUCUUUCAAUUCUUUGCACGUUGUAAGACCAUGCAGGAAGUGCAAUUCGUCAUAGAUCAAUUGGGUCCCACCGGUGAGAUGUUGAAGGAUCCUUCAAGCUACCUGGACAAUUGCAGAGAGCAGGAUAAGCUUUUAAAGAGGAAAGCCAGUGAUCUAAAAUCUCAGCAGAAGCAGCAAGAGAAGAAGCGCAAGUUACAGGAAAAUAGCGCCGAAACAUAG
This is a messenger RNA of Torulaspora delbrueckii, 1119 nucleotides long. It is a transcript of the gene SMM1, whose product is annotated as tRNA-dihydrouridine(20) synthase (NAD(+)). Lineage: Eukaryota; Fungi; Ascomycota; Saccharomycetes; Saccharomycetales; Saccharomycetaceae. The record is from RefSeq and is a predicted model, not a curated record. Gene Ontology annotation, cellular component: cytoplasm. Bases 1 to 1119 code for a protein of 372 amino acids. Gene Ontology annotation, molecular function: flavin adenine dinucleotide binding; tRNA dihydrouridine synthase activity. Gene Ontology annotation, biological process: tRNA dihydrouridine synthesis. The transcript has a single exon.